UCAGUCAGCUCUAUCUGCAAGAACCUUGUGCGCACCUUGUUUGAUCUCGCUUGAGUGCGCUUUGCGCUGACCGUGAAGUUUAAACUCACAGAUGGUGCGCUGCUGGAGCCUCAUUGGCCAGGACGGUGGUCCCCACAUGCGAACUGCACCUUCCUCGAGCGCAUAACCCCACGAUCGCAAUCGUCUUCUCACCUUCAGAUCGCUGGCAGUCGAGACCUCGAUCUUGGAAAGGCUGAUCAUGGGUCGCUGAAAUGUGGCCCAGUUCCCAGAAGUGGAGGGCACGCUUAGAACCGCAAGACUCCCGCGGACAACACACCCCCAACAACACCGCCAUACCCUGCGCGCGCCACAAUGGUGGACCAAAACGACCUGCAGGAGGCGCCAAUCGUGCCUGCGGGCGUCGAUGAAGGCGACCUCCUCGACAUAGAAAACGGCGAGCCCGUCGAGCCCGUCAUCGAAGCCGAGCCUGCAGACCUCGACGCACCCUUCGAUGCGCCCCUCGACACCGCCGAACAGCUAGUCGACGAGCGCGAUGCAGGCCGCGCCGGCACCCUGCCCUCUCUCCCCACCCGCCCUGGUCUCAUGAGAGGCAGCUCGGCACCCACGCCUGCCCCGCUGCACCUCCCGCCUCCUGCGCCGCCGCAACAACCCCCACCAGACGCUCCGAGCGACUCGCUCUCGCUCAGCCAGCUCCAGAACCUAGUCAAAGCCGGCGGCCUGCCGAAUGUCGAGCCUACCCCGUAUGCCUUUACGUAUGACGAUGCGUCGAGCCUGGAGGAGGAGCUCGAGGAGUGGUUCACGUAUGCGGUUGAGGAGCAGGCUAUGCUGUUGAAAGCGCAGGCGAGCUUCGCGCUGGAGUGGAGCAGCUUCAACGGGCAAAAUGAGAUGUCGUAUGCGGAAGGAGGGUUGGAUUGGAACAGAGCGACGCAAGAACAACACAAGGAGUUUGUGGGGCAUCUUUUGGGGGGUAUCAGGGCGGAGGAGCCGACGGAGAGGCUGAAGAGGCUCGAGGCACUGGUUUAUGUGCUGCUGGGGUGCUGGCAUGAAACUGCUGGGCUUUCGACAACGAGAGAUGAGGGCGAGAAAACGGAGGAGCAGGAAGAUAGGGCAGAGGGGAAACCCAGCGCAGCGUAUGAAAGGUCGGGACGGCAAGUGGAGUUGAUUCUAAGCAAUGUCACGCUGCUGGCUGGUAGCAACGGCGUCCAAACGCUGGUCGAUGUGCUGCGCACGUCUUGCAUGCGCGCCUGCGGUGUCGUAUCCGAGGACGAGCAGCACGAGGGCAAAGAGGCGGAACGACGCGAGGUGUGGUGCGCCAUGACAGCUGUCUAUGUUGUGUUGGACGUCGCACGGUAUCAAGAGAGGAAAGAAAACGAUCUGAGCCUCAGAACGGCUGUGCUCGACCUCAAGGAACCAGGUCUCCUCAUGUUGCUUGUGGAGCUGAUCUCGAAGCUGCGAUGGGACGAGUCGAUCAGCCUUCCGCUCAGCAAAGUCACGUUGCUCUUGUGGAAGGCAAUGCUGGUGGCCUUCGGCGGUCUGUCUGAAGUUGACAAGGCGAAGGAGUCCUUCAAGGACAAGAAUCUGGAUACUGAAGAUACGCGCGGGCAGCCGAUCAUCACCGCGUCGCCUCUUGACUAUCACCUCUUCCGACAGGAAAUUAGCUCCAAAUAUCCAGCGUACAAUCCGCCGGCACCACUGUUCCCUCUCGAGCCAGAGAACAAUUCCAUCCUUCCUCCUUUGAGGAACCACCCAAACAAAGUUGCAGGCAACCACGUCUUUGGUUCAGGACUCGGAGACACAAAUGGGAAUAACACCUCCAUCCUCCAUCAACCGGUACACAUUGCAACUCCUGCGCCUUCGCCUCCACCGUCACCAGCUGGACCGGGUGGCAAAGGCGGCAAGAAGCAGAACUACCAAACGAACCAGAUGUUCCCCUUCUUAUACCCGCCGCUCGACGCGUCCAGCAACAACCUUGGCGGUAAAGGCUCCACCGACCUCCAGGACACGCUGGUUGGACGCAAGUGGGAAGGUUCUGACAUUCCUGCCUCGAUCCUGGAAGCGGCUGAAUUAUUUGCAAAGCGCAUGAAGGCUACACGCGCCAUGAAGCAAUUGUGGGAAGAACGCGUGGCAUUCAUGAAGUAUGAAAGAGGCUGGUCCAGCCCCGACGACAACCCUGACGUUGAAGAGCUGUCGCUUGAGCCGAAGAAAGACGCGCCGAAGAAGGAGAAACCGGUCAUUGGGAGUAUCGAGGAGAGGGUGGAUCUCGUCGAAGACUUCUACCGUAACGCACUACCAAGUCUGCAGUCUCUGGUCAUAGUAUUGAUCAAGGCGAUCCUGGCGCAUGUCACUGCCCUUGUCACGCAGUCGAGUGGAGCAAACGGGUUACAGAGCGGCUUCCAGUACAACGACAAUGUGAAUGGAACGCCAGCGCAAAGACCUGAGACGAACGGCACGAACAGUCACAGCAAUACGGCUGCGACUAACGAAGAGCUGGACGCUAUGCGGACUCAGGAAGUUCUGGAUAAGGCGGUUACCGGCACGCUUAUGCUGAUCCUCAAGUGGUUCAAGGUGUCGCACAUCCUGAAGUUUGAGUAUAUCACGCAGCUGCUUGUCGACUCUAGCUAUGUCCCCUUGAUCUUGAAGUUGUUGCAGUUGCAGGAGAUUGAGAAGAUUGUCAACUUCAAGAGCGAACAGGAGGAGCUGAACUUUUUUACCUUCUGCCGCGCCCACUCCCGCAACAUCCCCAAAGAAGCGAUCAACGACAACACAGAAGACAAAACAGACAACGACUCAAACUCAGACGAAGCAGCACCCCCACCCAUCCGCCUUUCACGCAACGAGUCAACCGACUCAGGCGUUGAACCGCUCCCUCUCCCCUCCGUCCCCCAGCCCCCCGAGGUCGACGAACUCGGCUUCCCCACCAGCGAUCUCCCCUCCGAGCCCAUCACCAUCUUCUCGUGGCGCGCCUUCUUCACCUCAAUUAACUACGUACGCAUCAUGCAGAAAAUCUGCAAAAACAAAGCACACCGCAACCUCAUGCUCGUAUCCUACAAAUCCUCACAAUUCCUACGCAAGAGCCUGAAAGUUCCACAACCACAGCUCCGUCUCUACACUCUCAAGCUCUUCAAAAACCAGGUCCCCUAUUGUGGACGGAAAUGGAGACAGUCCAAUAUGCGCGUCAUCACCGCUGUGUACCUGCACUGCCGUCCAGAGCUCAGGGACGACUGGCUGGCGGGCAGCGAUGUCGAUGCUGAGGUCGAUGAGAGUGUGCCGCUUGAGCAGGCGUUGCGAAGUCUGACGCAUUGGUUUAAUUUGAAGAGGUAUCCUGAAAGGCUUGGGGCGAGGCCGGGGGUGCUUGGUGAGGAGAUGGAUUUCUUUCGGAAUGAGCUGGAGAAGAUGGAUUGGGGGGAGCAGGAGGGCGGCGAGGAGGGAUUUGAGAUGGGCUGGGAGGGAAAGAGUGAGGGUUGGUGAGCUGGUUUGCCCGCGAACCUGAGCCUGACUGUGAUCUGAGUGAGUUGAUGUUGACGUGGUGCAGAUCCUGAAGAGAGGGAGCGCUUCCUUGCUGGCCGAAAGCUCAAGGUCAGGCGCAGAAGAGAGCCGGUCAAGGGCGGACGAGUGAUGCGCGCCUCAGCUCUGUCCUCUUACAUAAAGAAUAAGGGCAA
This is a messenger RNA of Macroventuria anomochaeta, 3659 nucleotides long. Its product is annotated as N1221-domain-containing protein. Gene Ontology annotation, biological process: cytoskeleton organization. The record is from RefSeq and is a predicted model, not a curated record. Lineage: Eukaryota; Fungi; Ascomycota; Dothideomycetes; Pleosporales; Didymellaceae. The transcript has 2 exons. Bases 352 to 3468 code for a protein of 1038 amino acids. Gene Ontology annotation, cellular component: cytosol.